ACGUGAUGUUCACCACUUGAGUCAUUUUGUUAUUUCAAGAAGAAAGAAGACUACAUAAAAGUAACUAAAAUACUGGUUUAAAUUACCCGCCGCGUUCAACUCGUGUUUAUUUAGCGUCCUUCAUGGCAGUUGUUUGGAUUAAAACUGAGCAUAGCGGACACUUCCACGGUGUAGGAAUGGAUACAACUAAGUUUGGAAAAUGUACUGGAAAACAAUAACACAUUAUUAAACAAGACAGAUGAUGGUGAAGUCAUUGGUGAUACCGGACGGGCGGAUGGGCGGCAGGGGAGACUCGGCCGGCCUGGAACGCCUCUCCUCACACGCGCAAGAUGAGAUAUACCGCUGUCCCGUCUCGACCCCCACCCUCACACGAAGACCCAGUGUCAAGAGCUCCAUUAAAUCACAGCCGUUCAUCUCAUUUACAAGUCUAAACCAUAGUCUCAAAGUACCCAACAAUUUCUCGUCAAAACAUCCUGUAUACCGGUCGAAAAAACCACUGGCAAAGCCACAAAGGAAAAAUUUUGACUGUUAUUUUGUGAAUACGAUUGAAAAGACAGUACACAUAGAUGCCCAAACGCAAUCCACUUGGUUAAGUUCCUUGUGUUCUCAACCUGUGGAUGAAAUAUUUGGCAAGUACAAGCGUAAAUCAGAAGCAUCUAGGAGCCGGCCACCAACCACAGGGCGAUCCACGACCCCAGGGGAAAAGGCAUUGUUUACGGCAUGGUCCAGUAACGCCUCAAACCGAGGGUCACCUACGGCCUUGACGAGAUGCUCCAUGCAGGGCCGCUCCGCCCCGUCCCGGGCCUCGCGUAUGUCCUCUGUCGAUCAUGGUGUGGACUAUGACAUAGACAGAACGUUUGUAAGAUCUAGUGCAGGGUUUGCACUAAUGCCUGUUACACCGACGAAUUUAGAUGGGGACGAGACACCGCCUUCUCCGUCGACACCGUUGUUUCACGGAGUGUUCAAAAAUAGCAAUAAUACUUCAAGCGUGUACAGCUCCAACGCUGACGCAACAGCCUAUGAGCCUUACCAAAGAGACAAACGAUUUCCGGACAUAAAACCACGAAAGUCUACGUUUUCACCGACACGGAAGCGCAUACCGCCUUCCGAGUCUGGGCAGGACCAAUAUACCGGUGUUCAUACAGCGUCAAUGGCGGCCUCUCGGGAGUUACAAGAAAGUCCCAUGCAAAUUGUGUCCAUCAACCGCAUGAUGCGGGAUGCGAAACAAAUGGAAGACAAUGAACAGGGCAAUUUACCGCCAUUACCAAACGGAGUGUCAUAUAGACUGCCGAAACGUUCAUUGACAAUGUCUUUACCUGAAUUACACGGAAAAGGCUGAAGGGUCCUUACGAUUACCUUUAAUUAAGUAUAAACGUUAGAGCUUUAAUAAUAAUAGUUAAAGUGUUAAAAUGGUCAUGAGGUCGUUAUGUUAAUCACAUAGGUCGCCUACAGAUUUAUCGCGGCAAUUUACAAUUGUAAUUAAUAUAUUCAUAUUGUUGUUAAUUAAAUAUCACAAUUUCA
Molecule: messenger RNA, 1521 nt
Organism: Mya arenaria
Lineage: Eukaryota; Metazoa; Mollusca; Bivalvia; Myida; Myidae
Exons: 3
Coding region: 239-1339 (366 amino acids)
Source: RefSeq, a predicted model, not a curated record